AUGAAAAACUACAAGCCGCCAUCUUCACUAUGGAACACCAUCGUUCUUAGUGGCUGGGCGACCAGAACAGUCACUAUAAGCUCCAUCUUUAUCCGUAUUGCUAUAAGCCUACAGAGCGGGCUAAUUACGGCCAUGCUGGCAUCCAUGAUUAUCGAGAACCGCGGCGUCUACCUGCCCCAACUGCCGGCCCUAUCUAUUAUGCGCAGCGUCAGCAGUGGUGCCCACAACCUGAUGGAACCGCUGGCAUCUGGGCCUAGGGAUCUUGAGCAGCUAUGCUACGGGGCUCUUGCAAUCCUUGUACUUGCUACAUCUUUGGCAUCAAACUUUACGUCGACUUUGCUGCUUGCCGACUUUGGUACUGUUGAUGUUCCGGCAGCAGCAAAACACGAGGCCGUGCCUGCUGGCAUCGACAAAACAUACGAGACGACUGGCGUUGACUACUGGAGAAACAUGACGGAUAAGCAAGUCAAGGCACAUCUCAAGUGUCAAGAUCUACACAGGGCUAUCUAUUGGAUUAACCAGACAGAGCUGCAAGAAGAUGAACGGAAAAGCCUAUAA
Hirsutella rhossiliensis is the source of this 558-nucleotide messenger RNA. RefSeq lists its product as uncharacterized. The transcript has 2 exons. Bases 1 to 558 code for a protein of 185 amino acids. The record is from RefSeq and is a predicted model, not a curated record. NCBI's taxonomy places the organism in Eukaryota, Fungi, Ascomycota, Sordariomycetes, Hypocreales, Ophiocordycipitaceae.